GCUGUGCCUGGCGAACAAGCCACUCCGAUGUUGUAAUUGGGAGGGGCAGGGGCGAAGGGACUCUUCAACAUCCCAUUGAGCAGCUCAGCUCUGCACCUCAACCGGAGUGAAGGGGGACGGGGAUGUGUUUGAAAUGCUCCCUGCGGCGGCUUAACAAUCAUUUAUAACAACCAUUGUGGACCUGGGGAGAACCUUCACUUGAACCUACAAAGCAGAAAGGCUGCAGUCAGUCUCCGAGACCGCCUUGUAGACCAGUCGCAGCUCCGAAUAACCCCCCCCCCCGCCGUGUCCCCCUCUCUCUCUCUCUUUCUCUCUCCGGCUGCCUGUCUAAAUUUUGGGCGAAGCGAGCGCGCGUUUGAUUACAUCGGAAGAAAUUAGCAGAAGGAACCAGAAGUUGUCACUCCCUGAAUCCCUCUGUCUUAACUACAGAAGUCACGACUUUGUUUGGGGAGGUGGAACUUUCCUGGGUAGAAUGGUGCUCCAUAACACCCCAGCCUGAAGAUAACACCAGAGAGCCGGUACUCGAGUCUUGAUGUGGAAUUUGAACGUAGAAUCCUCUGGCCCAGAGGAUGUCCCAGAAAGCCAGUGAGUGGUGCUUCUACCGAGGCUGGAGAUUCUGGAAUUUUCUCUGCCAUUUGGCUGUUUUCGCAACCUGUCUAGAUCCCACAGCAGUGUUGGGCUGCUCAGAAUGCACAGAAACUCUAACCGAUCCCUCUGGACAGUUCACAUCCCCUUGCUUCCCCAGAGAGUAUGUUUCUAAUUUAAAUUGUCUCUGGACCAUCCAAGCCCCUUCUGGAUUUAUCAUACAGUUGACCUUUCACGAGUUCGAGUUAGAGGAAGCCCAAAGAUGUCUGUACGACGUUGUUUCAAUAAACACUGGGGCCGAGUUCAUAGAAUUUUGUGGUGUCACAGCUAAGGGCCUCACGUUGAACUCGACGGGGAGUAAAAUGAUUGUCACGUUCAAGACUGACUUUAGCAUCCAAAAGAAGGGCUUCAGAGCCACCUACAUACAAGUGGCAGCCUCGCUGCGGAAUCAGAAGGUGGUGUUGACCUCUAAAAGCCAGGCUGUUUCUGUCUCCCCUUCGGUCCCCAUCCCAGAGCUGCAGCAGUUCACGGUGUGCCUGGAGGCCAAGUCAACCACCGUGAAGGACAGAUGGACCUUGUUCUCCUACUCGGACAGCAGUGAUACAACGCUGCUCAGUUUCACAAGAAACAAAAAUGACAUCAGUCUGUCGAUUUCUGAUGUGGUGUGUGACGUGGCUGAUUUCUGGGAGGACAACUUUUCGAAAGAGGUGAUCACGGAUACUUGGCGCCGAUUGUGCAUCGCCUGGGAUGGGAGCUCUGGCAGUGUCAUCACCCAGACCCAAGAUAAAACCCGGCGCAACUCCUGCAGAGCAUCCAAGAACAAGGUCAUUGCGGCCAGUGGCAUCCUCACACUGGCACCGAGAGUGGCUUCAGCCAGCAAAACCUACACUGGUGAGCUCUACAACUUCCGCUUCUGGAACUUCAGCAUGUCCAAGGAGACACUGCUGCACCUAACUUGUGAUGAAAUGGGGAAUGUCGUGGACUGGGAGAAUUCAUUCUGGGAUAUCCCUGUUGAUGUGCUGGAACCCGACAGUGAUCUGAGCUGUGCCACUACGUUACUAACCCAGACGACCACCAGACCCACCUACUGUUCUACCCCAGGUUCUGGAUGUCAAGCUACCACAUCAGCUCACUCCAGCACUAGCACCACUAACACGCAUGGCACUAACAGCCCUGAACCCUUCACUUCUGCUACCACAUCAGCUCACUCCAGCACUAGCACCACUAACACGCAUGGCACUAACAGCUCUGAGCUCUUCACUUCUGCUACCACAACAGUCCACUCUAGCACUAGCACCACUAACACGCAUGGCACUAACAGCCCUGAGCCCUUCACUUCUGCUACCACAACAGUCCACUCCAGCACUAGCACCACUAACACGCAUGGCACUAACAGCCCUGAGCCCUUCACUUCUGCUACCACAUCAGCUCACUCCAGCACUAGCACCACUAACACGCAUGGCACUAACAGCCCUGAGCUCUUCACUUCUGGCACACAUCUUCCAUUCACGGAAGUCACAAUGCAAGGAGCCAGCGAACCCACAGAGUUGAGCCUGCAAACCGCUACACUCCCCCAAAACAGCAAUUUCAAUUCCUCAAACAGUGAAGGGGGUCUUUUAUACAGGACGCAGUUCACAGUCCACGACCUGAACGGGAAUAUGAACACAGCGGAUCUGGAGCGAAGAGUGUCAGCCUGGCUCACCGAGUCCUUUCAGAACUGGAAUUACUCUGUGUACGUGGAAAGUGUCAGGAUUUAUGAGAGCAACAAUACUUCAAUGCAUCGGAUGUCCAGAUCAAUUGAAAGCACAAGCUAUGACUGCUUGGCCAUUCUGUAUUACAAUAUCACCAAAAAUAUUUACCUAGAAGAGAGGAUAGUCCAAGAGAGACUGAGAAACACAUCUUCAAUCAUCGGAAAUAACCUUUCCAUUGACUCCAUUCAGGUUCAGCCUGUAGUGAACUGCUCAAUGGAAGAAAUGCCGACUCAAUACUUUUGGAAAGAGACCAGGCCAAGGACCACCCAAACUCUGCCUUGCCUAUCAAAUCAAGGACAAUAUGCGAGCAGAAAAUGUGUUUUAAACAUGCAGAACUACACAUCUUACUGGGAGGCACCUGACUUGACAAACUGUUCUGUGGUACCGACUCCCAGCACAAACAGCAGCGACUUAGAAAACAUUCCAGUAGUAUCUGCAGACAACGCGGCCGAGGUAGCCAAUCAGCUUCUCGAUUUCACCGCGGACAAGAAUCUCACCCGGGAACAAGUGGACAAACUGGUGGAAACUCUGAAACAGAUUGUAAUCGUCUCGGAGAUCAACUCGACCUUGGCAUCGACGGUGCUGACGGUCCUGUCCAAUAUUCUUUCAAGCUCCGACACAGCGCUGGCCACCUCUUCCCAAGUAGCUUUGAGGACGGUAGACGCUUUGACUGUCAAGAUGAUCUUCACUGGGCCAUCAGUGAGUAUCACCACCCCAAACCUGGCCAUUGGAAUCUCCACUGUCGACACCAUGAAUUACACUGGGACCUCCUUCAGCGUGGGAUCUCAGAAUGGAGACUCGGAGUUGGAGGUUAAUUUUGACAGGCAUCCUGGGGGUGAAGCCCUGGCCGAAAUCAAGUUGCCCCCUGGCCUUUUCGAACAACUGACGGAUGAGGAGCUCAUUGCAGUAUCGAGGGCUCAGUUUGCUUUCUUCAGCAAAACGGGACUGUUUCAGGAUCGAGGAGGAUUUGCUCUGCAGAGUUUUGUGAUUGCAAGUAGCGUGGGAAACAUCAGCAUCAAUAACCUCUCCGAACCAGUCAAGAUCAGAAUUAAACACAGGCAGCAUGAGGAGCAGUUUAAGCCACAGUGUGCCUUCUGGGAUUUGACAUUAAACAAUGGCAGUGGUGGCUGGAAUAUUCAGGGCUGUCAUGUCGAUUCAGAGUCCUCUGUAAAUGAAACCAUUUGCCUGUGCGAUCACCUCACACACUUCGGAGUCCUGCUGGACAUCUCGGGGACUGCACAACAAAUAGAUGCCGUUAAUACAAAAAUUCUAACCUUCAUCACUCAUAUAGGAUGCGGUCUCUCCGCCAUCUUUUCAGCCACAACACUUUUAACAUACGUGGCCUUUGAGAAACUGCGACGGGAUUAUCCAUCAAAGAUCCUGAUGAACCUCAGCACUGCGCUGUUUCUUCUGAACCUCCUGUUCCUGAUUGACGGCUGGCUAGCAUCGUUCAACAUUCCCGGACUGUGUGUUGCAGUGGCAGCAUUUCUUCACUUCUUCCUGCUCUCCUCCUUCACCUGGAUGGGACUGGAGGCUGUUCACAUGUACAUAGCCUUGGUGAAGGUCUUUAACACGUACAUCAGGAAGUACAUGCUCAAAUUCUGUAUCAUUGGAUGGGGUUUACCCGCACUAGUGGUGACGAUUGUUCUCGCAAUCGACAGGAAUUUCUACGGGGUGAAACUGUACGGGGAUGAAGCAGACAGUGGAGCCUCUGAAUUCUGCUGGAUCAAUCAUCACAUCGUGUUCUAUGUCACCUGCGUGAGCUAUUUUGUGAUCGUCUUCCUGAUGAAUGUAGCCAUGUUUAUCGUGGUCUUAAUGCAGAUCUGUGGAAGGAAUGGGAAGAAGAGCAACCGCAAUCUGAGGGAGGAGAUCCUGCGGAACCUGCGAAGUGUCAUCAGCUUAACAUUCCUACUGGGGAUGACCUGGGGCUUUGCGUUCUUUGCCUGGGGUCCAGUGAAUUUGGCUUUCAUGUACCUGUUUGCAAUCUUCAACUCUUUGCAAGGCUUCUUUGUGUUUGUAUUCCACUGCGCUCUGAAAGAAAACGUGCAGAAGCAAUGGAGGCGAUAUCUUUGCUGUGGCAGAUUUCGGCUACCAGAAAAUUCAGACUGGAGCCGAACAAUCACAAACAACACCAAGAAAGUGAGCUCCGAAAACCUGGGCAAAUCGCUCUCGUCCAGUUCCAUAGGCUCGAACUCCACCAGCUGGACCAGUAAAUUCAAGUCUGGUUCCAACAUCUUUAAAAGCAACAGUAAGGGCGGCCUUUUUGCGGCCGUGGCAUCCUCGAAAUUUGACCAUCUGGAUGUCCAUCGGGAACCUGUCAUUCCUGUCCACAAGGCCCUGGGCAAGGCCACAAGUUACUACCCAACCCACUCGGACAACUUCUACAAGAACAUCAUGAUGUCCGACAAUUUCAGCCACAGCACCAAAUUCUAAUGUGCUACACGCACCAAAAGACAAAUAAAAAGCGAUGAGGAAAGUUCUGGAAAGAUGCCUUCAGGAGCUCUGCGGACAUGUGUGCCACCUGAUUAUGGAGAAUGGGUCACGACACAGGAAGGGUGGAGGGAGGACUGGAGGGGGGAGAUUGUGGUGACAAGUGAGUUGAAGUUAUUUGGGAGUGAAUUAAGGGUGGUUAUUUAAUAAAGGGUUUGGAUGGAUGACUUUAAAAAUGGCCAGGGUGCUGGACAACUGGCUUAUGGAUAUCACCUAAACUCUGGAAGUUAAACAAUGAUCUUUUACACCCUCUCUACCUGGUACUUUUUAAUGAAGCAAUUGCUACAGAUCAGCUCAGCUAUUGUUUUCCAUUCCGACACAGCUGGGUCAUGUUGUGAAUGAUACCCUGACAUUUCACCUUUGGACUCCCUCCAGGUUCGAAUGCAGCUCCAACCACACCCUUUACCCCUCCCCAACCCAGUUGUCCUGUCUAUUAGGGGCCCAUCCGAAACCAGAUUGUCAGGCCAUCUGCUGGGUUGUGGGCCCACAGUGAAACUUGCCUGCGGUUAGAUCUCAUCUUACCCUCUACCCUUGGAGAGGCUACGGGAUGGAGGAGGUUGCAGUAAUGCUCAGCAGGGAGCGCUUUCCCCAGAUUGGUGGCUGAGACACACUGUGGUGAGGUGGGUGAGGUUUGGGGGGGAGGUGUUGUUGGGGGGGGGGACACUUCACCCCAUUGCCCCCUCUUCUCUGGGAUCACUUGAUGCAGGCUCCAGAGGCCCCAAGAUAGGAAGGAACACCUCACCUUGAUGGGUACAAAGAAAUCGCCGGUAUAGGAAUAAUUAAGCUGAAGUCAAGAAUUUGCGGAAGGAAGAUAAUGAGAUAACUGUGGCCUAGUUCGUACAAUUCCCCUGAAUUUACAGCAGGAGAACCAGGCCACUUGGCCCAGCUGAUCUCUGCCAGUGUUUAUGCCCCAUAUGGGCCUCCCUGUCCUCCUACUUCAUUCAACCCAUCGACUCAAGGAAUCGUGUUACAUGUCUUAUAGCCUAAAGCGAAAUGGGAUUAGCGCUGGGGACAUAUUACAGGCAUUUCAUCAGCUAACAAGGUCUCCCCGUCACCCGGUGCAGUUGGUUUUUAUAACAUGGGUAAGGGUUCAGUUGCGAGGUGGUGCUAAGUGUGAGCUGGUUGUAAUUAUAUCAAGAGAAUUGGUGAGAGGCGACCUUUCGGGACGUGGGGAGAUGCUGUUGGUUCAUUGACGGUGUAAAGAUUUGCCUCUCCUCAGGGGUGUGGACUGACCAGAUUUAAACCUCGCUGAUCCCUGGCUUUAGCCACCAGACUCACCUGGAUGACAGCUGAAGUGCGCUAUAGAAAUAGCGUUCCAGCUAUUUCAGCAGGAGCAAGUUGGCUCGAUACAAGGCCGGGCAUGGGACCUUUAGUAGAGCCACCUGGCAUUUUCCUUCCGGUACUAGCCCCUACGCUGCACCUGACCUGUCAAAGCAGGAGGUUGCAAUCAUAAUAUCGGCUCCUCCGAUGUGAAGCACUUUCUUCAAUUGACCCCAAUUACCAGUUCAAGCAGAAAGGAACAUCUUAUUGUUAUCAUGAUCACCCCAAUUUCACUGUGACUCCAUUUCAGCUGGAGAGAUACUUUAGAUCCAUGACUAAUAUUUGCAAACGGAUUUAUAAUAAAAUGUUUACAAAUAUUCUAGUAUGUUCAUCUGUGCCUUUUCCCUUUGCAAAUGUUGAUUGUAUGUUUCCAGCAUUUUCCUCAUGUAAUGACUUGCAGUACCACCAGUGACCUGACAGCGGCAAUGACAUAUAUUCGGACUCAGCGGUGCCACCAGCGCUACCUUCAGAAAUCGCAUGGUACUGCAGUCAACAACAACAAAACUUAGCCCAUUGUGGUUGGAAAGCCAAGGUGAAAGGGCAAGGUUCACUGCUGGACAACACCACGGCUAUCCCAAAAGCAGGAGAGUAGACAAGGUCAAACAAGACCAGGUGACCACCAAGCUUCGGUCUUACAAACCUGCAGAUUUUAGCAGGGUGCAAGUGGCCUUAAAGAUAGAAACAGAAAAUGCUGGAAACACUCAGCAGGUCUGUGGAGAGAGAUACAGUUAUAGUUUUGGUCAAUGACCUUUUGUCAGGUCUUCAGGCAGAUUUUAAGAUGUUUUGAGGACCUGGGAAAGAAUGAGGAAGAUUUAAAACCUUUACACACUUGAUUUCAUUGACUUGUGUGUGUGUGCAUGCGUGUGAGUGAUUUCUGUGCAUGGGAGGGGUGGAUUGCAAAAUUAAGGGCCUCUACAAUAAAGAGGUGUCAUUUAGUGGUUCGAUUGCAUUGCCUGUGGUGUGAGACACCAUCAUCAGUUCCAACUGUUGUAAGUCUUGUAUCCACAGGGCACAAGUGAAAAGUUAUUGAAGCUAAAGGUGGGGAUACUAUUUAUUGACUGAAUUGCAAUAUUGUCUUCAGUGGUUGGACAAGGUAUAAAUCAGUGUUUGAUCUUUGUUCCAUACUUGUAAAAAUUGUUGAAUGGGGAAUAUUUAUGAGCAGAUAUUUAGGGCAGACUCUUGUGGCACAUGAUAUUAAAUAGCUGCUCCUAGCCUCUCUCUUCUCAAUAGUUUGUCAAGUGUGGGGUGGGAACAAACGCAUCCAUGAUAAUUAAUGAUUGCAGAGUUAUCAUCAACUGUUGCAAUACUGCAGCAUCAUGAGGGUCCAUGCACACCCCCUUUCAGAAAGGGACAAACAGCGUACCUUCAGUGUGUGGAUGGGUCCAUUACAACUGCCAGGUCUGGUGCACAGCAGCAAUUAAAGUGCCUCACCCUUCCCCACAAUCCUUUCCUGGUGGCAAGAAAAAACAUUUUUUGUUCCAUAUAAGAUAAUAUUUAAAAGGGAUGUUUGAAAAAGGUGAGAUUUGACCCUGCCCCCCCCCCACCCCCC
This is a messenger RNA of Carcharodon carcharias (great white shark), 7695 nucleotides long. It is a transcript of the gene adgrg6, whose product is annotated as adhesion G protein-coupled receptor G6. The transcript is spliced from 33 exons. Gene Ontology annotation, biological process: myelination in peripheral nervous system; cell surface receptor signaling pathway; adenylate cyclase-activating G protein-coupled receptor signaling pathway. Gene Ontology annotation, cellular component: membrane. The coding region runs from base 570 to 4769 and encodes 1399 amino acids. Lineage: Eukaryota; Metazoa; Chordata; Chondrichthyes; Lamniformes; Lamnidae. Gene Ontology annotation, molecular function: G protein-coupled receptor activity; laminin binding. The record is from RefSeq and is a predicted model, not a curated record.